ACUUUCCUGCUAGCAUCACUGCCCUAAGCUGCGUUACAGCACCCACGAUGGCGUUCAGUGGGACCUGGCAGGUCUACGCUCAAGAGAACUAUGAACCAUUCCUGAAAGCUCUUGCAUUGCCAGAUGAUCUUAUCAAAGCCGCCAAAGACAUUAAGCCUGUUGUUGAAAUACAGCAAAAAGGAGAUGACUUUGUUGUGACAUCGAAAACACCCAAGCAAUCUGUAACUAACUCGUUUACGCUGGGAAAAGAGGCUGAAAUCACUACUAUGGAUGGCAGAAAGCUAAAGUGUACUGUGAACAUGGUAAAUGGGAAACUUGUGUGCAAAUCCGAAAAAUUCUCUCAUGAGCAAGAAAUUAAAGGAGGCGAAAUGGUGGAGAAAAUGACUUUUGGUGGAGUGACAUUUAUCAGAAGAAGCAAGAGAGUUUAAAGACAGAUCACCAUCUUUGUGACAUCUUUACACACCUAAAAUAAAGUGGUUUCCAC
Messenger RNA from Tauraco erythrolophus (red-crested turaco), 484 nucleotides. Its product is annotated as fatty acid-binding protein, liver. Lineage: Eukaryota; Metazoa; Chordata; Aves; Musophagiformes; Musophagidae. Gene Ontology annotation, molecular function: lipid binding. The record is from RefSeq and is a predicted model, not a curated record.